Zophobas morio is the source of this 1670-nucleotide messenger RNA. RefSeq names its product facilitated trehalose transporter Tret1-like. The coding region runs from base 156 to 1574 and encodes 472 amino acids. The record is from RefSeq and is a predicted model, not a curated record. Gene Ontology annotation, biological process: transmembrane transport. The transcript has 3 exons. Gene Ontology annotation, molecular function: transmembrane transporter activity. Gene Ontology annotation, cellular component: membrane. NCBI's taxonomy places the organism in Eukaryota, Metazoa, Arthropoda, Insecta, Coleoptera, Tenebrionidae.
CCACAAACACUUUACACUUUCCCACCGUCAUCGAAAGAUGAAGAAAUGAAAUUCCAACGGAACAAUAGCUAAAGCAGUGAAAGUCGCCGAUAAUUUCACUUUAGUGUGCAUUAUAAUCAGUUCCGAAUUUUGCAUGAACGAUUCAAAAUUCACAAAUGACACUCACAGUGGGCGAAAUAAUAACGGCUUUAAGAAGCCGUCUUGAGAUAUCCCGAGGAAUAAAAUUACCACCGCUAUACAAACAGAUUUUAGUGGCCUCUGGUCCUUUAAUAUCGACCAUCAGCCUCGGGAUGACGUCGGGCUUUUCCGCCAUUCUUUUGCCACAACUGGAAAAUGAGACUUCAAUAGAGAUAAAUCGGAGCGAUGCUUCUUGGAUCGCAUCUAUGGCAGCUCUUCCCAUGGCCUUUGGUUGUCUUUUGGGAGGACUUCUUAUGGAAAAAUUUGGUCGAAAAGCAACCCAACUCCUAACAAACAUACCUUGUUUGAUAGGGUGGGUGUUAAUCGCUCUGUCUUCAAACUUACCAAUGGUACUAACCGGUAGAUUCCUCACAGGACUGUGUGGAGGGCUUCUAGGACCAUCCACGGGAGUCUACAUAAGUGAAACCGCAGAACCCAGAUAUAGAGACUUUCUCCUAGGAGCAAUCUCCCUCUUUCUAGCCGUAGGAUUAUUCUUAGUCCAUCUAUUAGGAACAUUCUUACACUGGAAAACAACAGCUAUCAUCUGCAGCUUUUUCCCCAUCGUCAGCUUCUUCCUGCUGAUUCUGGUGCCAGAAUCGCCAUCUUGGCUAGCCAAAAACAAAAGAAUAUCAGAUGCAGAAAAGGCGUUCUUUUGGUGUCGCGGUGACACAGAAGCAUCAAAAAAAGAAGUCGCCGUACUAACCCAAAGACAAAACAUGAAGAACGAGGAACCACAAUUAGCCCAACUUGUCAAAAAAGAAUUCCUCAAACCACUUAUAAUAAUCACAGUUUUCAUAGUUACCAACCAAUGGGCAGGUGUUAAUGCUCUAACUUUCUACACAGUGACCAUAAUGCAGAAAACCCUAACCAAUGGCUUGGACACCUACUUAGCUAUGCUCAUAGUCGACUUGAUUCGCCUCCUGAUGUCAGUUCUGGCCUGUAUCAUCAUGAAACAUGUACGAAGACGUCCACUGGCCAUCAUCAGUGGAGUGGGAACCUUCACUUCUUUGUUCCUUUUGAGUGGAUACACCAAUUUCGUCAAACUUCAUCCAGAUUUAGGCACGUUUUGGUACACGAUAAUUCCAAUGGUCUCCUUGGUGGCUUAUAUUAGUUUCAUUACGGUGGGUUUCGUACCUUUACCCUGGGCGAUGAUGGGUGAAGUGUUUCCUUUAAACACUCGCAAUGUGGGUUCUAGUAUUUCGUCGUUUAUGGCUUUUGCGGCGUUUUUUGCGGUUGUUAAGACCAACCCAGCAAUGUUUGAUGUGUUGGGAGUUGAUGGAACAUUCCUGGUUUAUGGAUUGGUGGCGUUUUGGGGAACGGUGUUUGUUUGGGUGUUUUUACCAGAGACUAAGGGAAAAGCAUUACACGAAAUAGAGGAUCAGAUGGCUGGUAGAUAAAAUUUGUUGUUUUAAAAUAAAAUGUUAUUGUUGAUAUUGAUUUAGUUAGUUAUGUUAGCAUUAAGUUGAAAAUUUAAUAAAUGAUGCUUUAUUUUC